AUGAGUCUGAGAGAUGACUUUGGGGUCAAUGCUUGGACGGAGCGUGCCGGGAUCUCUCUGGGCUUCCUGCUCCUUUUGGCCCUGUUUUCCACCCCCAUCCAGGCGGACAUGGUGCUUCCCAGAGACCACCAGUUUUCAUGGAAAGCAGGUCAGUGGGGUCAGUGCGUAGGAGACGAAUGCGGCUCUGGAGGUUUUCAGACGCGAACGCUGUGGUGCUUGCACGCAGAGGGCUGGACCACGCAUUACUCCCACUGCCCGCCAAGGGACAGACCCGAGACCAGGCGGCCCUGUUUUAAGGUCUGCGGCUGGCACCAGGACCUGUUUGAGUGGGACGUAUCACAGUGGGGGGCCUGCGUUCUGGUUCCCUUCUUUUCUAACGAGCUCAAACUUAGGACAGAGUGUGUGACGGCGCAACAUGGCAUCCAGCGCCGAAAAGUCCAUUGCGUCCGCACCACCAAUCGGACUGCGGUCUCGCUCAGGAUAUGUGAAUUUUUUUCCCAGAAGCCAGCAGUGGAGCAGGCUUGUCUCAUCCCCUGCCCACAAGACUGCAUAGUGUCGGAUUUCACGUCUUGGUCGAUUUGCAGUAGGACAUGUGGCACGGGGCUUCAACAUCGCACUCGGCACGUUCUAGCCACGCCCAUGUACGGAGGUGCGCACUGUCCCAAUCUCACCGAAACCAGGACUUGCACGCACCCCGCGCACUGUCCCGCUGGGGAGGAGGAGCACCGGUACAGCCUUAAAGUGGGCGCGUGGAGCGAGUGCAGGCUGCCGCACGAUAAAGACUCGGUUCUGAGCGGUAGGACCACCGUGGACUUCGGCGGCUUUCAGGAGAACAACACGGUUUUACAGCACACUCAGGCUCAUCUUAAACACGCCCAUUUGCACCCGGUCCAACCAAUCCAGAGCCACUACCCCAUGUCCUGGGAGCUGGAGGUGGGAUAUCGAACCAGACAAGUCCGCUGCACCCGGAGUGAUGGCAAAAACGUCAUGCUGAGCCUGUGCUCGAAGCCCACCCCUCCGGUCACCUUCCAGGCCUGCAUCAUGCCGCAGCCGUGCCUGGUCGCCGACUGGUCCUCGUGGAGUCCCUGCUCUAAAACCUGCCGCUCCUUGGACCUCUCCCCGGGGUUUCGUCUUCGGACGCGGACUAUGACCCAGAUCCCUGUGGCUGGAGGCAACCCGUGCCCUGCCCUGGAAGAGAAGGAAGCGUGUAACAUUUUAGGAGACUUGCUACUAAACUGUCCCAGGUUCGAGUGGCGGAGCACAGACUGGGGAGAGUGCCGUGUCUCCCCUCUACUGAGCCAGCAGGACAAGCGCUUGGCCAACAUCAGUGCGUUAUGUGGAGCAGGCAUCCGGACCAGGAAAACCUACUGCGUUCAAAUCCCUGAUGACUCUUCUUCACAUCAGAGAAAGGAGGUGUCCAGGCCGGUGAGUGAGAGGCUGUGUGCUGCUGAGGAACCUCCGUCUUCGGUCCAGAGCUGCUCCAUCUCCUGCCCACACCACUGCAGCCUCUCCCCCUGGUCGGACUGGGGGCCCUGCCUCCAUGACAACUGCAAGGAACCACAGGGAAAAAAAGGUUUCCGGUCGAGGAGCAGAGAGGUGCUGUGGGUGUCCAGUGCACCCCCCGAGUCCUGUCCUCAUGAAGUGGAGUCCAUCCCGUGUGAGGAUCCGGUCUGUUUCCACUGGGAAGUCCAGCAGGGCCCAUGUGUCCCCGCCCAGAGCCCCUGUGGACCUGGGACGGCCCAACAGAACGUGUCCUGUGUCAGCCACCAAGGAGAGGAGGUGCCCGUCUCUGAGUGUGAAGCCCCCUCUCCCCCCACAGAGGUGCCUUGUGAGCGAGCCUGUCCUGGAGACUGUGUGCUGGGCUCCUGGGGGUCCUGGUCCCCCUGCUCCCACAGCUGUGGAUCCAAGAGUGCGGAGGGCAGACAGAGCCGCAGCCGCCCCGUCCUCGCCCUGCCCGCCAAAGAAGGCAAAGCGUGUCCGGCUCCUUCGGCCCUGGAAGAAUGGAGAGUGUGCAAUGAGCAUCCUUGCAUGCUGUUCUAUUGGGAAGCGUCGCCGUGGGGCCCAUGCAUCCAGGAUACCUCCAUGAAUCUUAAUGGGACCUCCUCUUGGAAUGGGACUUCAGCCUGUGCCAUGGGAGUCCAGAUCCGCAAGGCCACGUGCAUGAAGAUGAACUCUGGGCAGGUUAUAAAUAAGAGGUGCCCGGAUUCUGCGCGGCCUGAAACUGUGCGGCCUUGUUUUCUCCCCUGUGAGACUGACUGUGUUGUGACCCCCUUCAGUGAGUGGACCCCCUGCCCGGACAGCUGCGCACCAGAAAAUGGAAGCGUCGCCACUCAGUCUCGGUACCGGACCAUCAUUCAGAGAGCGUCUAAUGGAGGCCAGGAGUGUCCCGAUACUCUUUACGAGGAGCGCGACUGUGAUGCACUUCCUGUUUGUCCGCUCUUUAGAUGGAGGACACACAAGUGGCACAGCUGCAGCAUCGUCCCAGACUCGGUUCGACGCGGUUUAGCUGGUCCCGGUGAACUUUGCGGCGACGGACUGGAGACGAGAGGAGUGAGUUGCAUUGGGGAGAGUGGAGAAGCGGCUAACAUGAGUGCAUGCCUGCUGUGGGCCGGACCUUUGCCUUCUCAGAGUCGUGGCUGCAGAGUUCCCUGCAAAGACGACUGCUCCUUCACCACAUGGUCCAAGUUCAGCGAGUGCUCCGGCUGUGGCAGCUUCAGGGCCCGCAAACGCUCCCUCACAGGCCGCAGUAAGAAGAAGGAGCAGUGUCUGGAUGAGAAGCUGUUUCGCCUGGAGGAGACUGAGCAGUGUCCCUGUGAUGAGCUCCUGUCGCAGCCUUUUGGGGACUGGACCGACUGCCUGCUGCCUGACCCCCCCACCAGGGGGCAGCACCAGCAGAGGUGGAGGAACUCACGACAGAGCAGAGAGUGCGGACAGGGCCUGCGCUACCGAGCUGUGAGCUGCCGGGACCAGAGCGGACGCCCAGUCAGCCCCACCCUCUGCACUGAGACAGGCUUCACGGUGGAGGUCUGCACCAUGCCCUGUCCGCUCGACUGUAAGCUGAGCGACUGGUCUGCCUGGUCUCUCUGCAGCGCCUCCUGUGGCAGCGGCCUGAAAAUGCGCUCUAAAUGGCUCCGGGAAAAAGCUUUUAAUGGUGGUCGACCUUGCCCCAAGCUGGAUCUAAAGAACCAGGUGUAUGAAGCAGUGCCGUGUCACACUGACUGCAGCCAGUACGAGUGGCGGAUCGAGCCCUGGUCCAUUUGUACCAUCAACAGUGUGAACGACGGGCCAGAUUGUGGAGAGGGAGUCCAGAGCCGCAAGAUCAGGUGUGUGAAGCUGGAAGCACAGACUGGAGACCUCACCACGGUGGAGGACGGUCGCUGUGACCAGGAGGAGAUGCCCCCCACAGCCCAGGUCUGCUCCCUCUCCUGUCCCCAAGACUGUGUGCUGUCACUGUGGGGACCCUGGACCAACUGUCUACAGUGCGAUCAAAACAGCACCCGGUCCAGGAGCAGACACGUCCUCCGAUUCCCUGCCAAUGACAAGUCGGCGUGUCCAGACCUCACCCAAUCAGAGGCCUGCAUUCAAAACUCAACAUGCUUCACAUAUGAGUACAAAGUGUCAGACUGGAGCACUUGUCAGCUGAGUGAGAAUGCGUUGUGUGGCCCGGGUUCAAAAGUGCGGCGCCUCGACUGUCUCCGCGGCGACGGGAAGAUGGUGGGGAUGCGCAAAUGCGAACAGUACGGCCUGCUCAACAACUGGACCGUGUCAGAGAGCUGUGAGGUGGACUGUCCCGUCAGCUGUGUGCUCUCUGAUUGGUCGUCGUGGGCCGAGUGCUCCCACAGCUGUGGAAACCAAGGUCAGUCGGUCCGCUCCAGGAGGAUUUUACAACACGCCCAUGAUGAGGGUCGCCCGUGUCCCAGCCGGCUCACCCAGACCAAGCCCUGCCCCAUAAAACCCUGCUAUAACUGGGUGCUGAGUGACUGGUCGGCGUGCGGUGUAGAGGGAGCAGAUUGUGGGGAGGGCAUUCGCAGGAGGAGCCUCUCAUGUGUGGUCCACUUGGGGAACGUGACCACAGCUCAGGCCGUCCCCCUCGAUCUGUGUGGAGACGCUUUGAGGAGGGCCGUGCAGCAGGAGAUGGAGCAGCCGUGUUUCGUCCCCUGUCCUGGUAAAAAAAAAAAACACAUGCUUAUUGAGUGA
Messenger RNA from Knipowitschia caucasica, 4197 nucleotides. The record is from the annotation of a GenBank genome assembly. NCBI's taxonomy places the organism in Eukaryota, Metazoa, Chordata, Actinopteri, Gobiiformes, Gobiidae.